Benincasa hispida (wax gourd) is the source of this 520-nucleotide messenger RNA. RefSeq lists its product as uncharacterized. The record is from RefSeq and is a predicted model, not a curated record. NCBI's taxonomy places the organism in Eukaryota, Viridiplantae, Streptophyta, Magnoliopsida, Cucurbitales, Cucurbitaceae.
GCCAACCUUGAAUCUCCAUAUGGGAAUUCUCUGUAUUCCCAAUUCAUCCUCAUGAGUCAUGUCUCCUUUCUCUCUUAAUCUCUCUCAGUCUCUCUCUUUAUUAUAUAUUCCAAAAGAAGCUCCAUAAACAAAACAAACCCUAAAGAAUUGUUUGAUUUCUUUUUGGUUUAAUGAGCAUGAAUUGCCUAACAUGCCAAGCCCUUCCAAGAACCCAAUCUGAUAGGGAGAAUCAUGGUUAUGAAACCUCCUCUAGUAGAGGCAAAUCAUGUUGCCUAUACGUUUCGCGGAGGUGGUCGGCCGAAUUGACUCCCCCAUCGUAUGAGUCGAUCAAAAACGACGACGAUAUUAGCUCUUCUCUACAAAAGAAGGCCAAGAAUCGUCGGGUGCAUAGCGAUUGCGGCAGGAACGAGCCGAGGUUGGUGAGGAGCUCGGGGAUGAGAAGGGAUUGGAGCUUUGAGGAUUUGGGAUUGAGAGAUCAAAAGAAAGUGAGAUUCCAUUGAGGUUCCGUUUUUGUUCAUCU